AUGACCGCGAGUUGGAACGAGGUAAACAGCAAAUGGGUGGUCAAACUACGGAGACUUUACACCCCGGAAAGACCAACAGAUCCACAAGAGUGGGAAGAGGACUGCGGCCUUCUCUUGAAUGGUUGUGGGUUCUUAAACGCUUGGAAAUGGCCUGAUAUUCCCAGGCUCCACUCCUUCAAAGGUGAUCUCUUCCACACCGCAACUUACAACGAAGGUUUUGAUCUCAGGGGGAAGUUUGUCGCUGUGAUAGGCAAUGGUAGCUCUGGGGUCCAAGCUGUUGCCGAAGUUUACAAGCACGCAUCUAAGUUAGUAACCUGGGUUCGAAGUCCAACCUGGAUCAUUGCUGCCAUUGGCCAGGCAAAGGGCAAACGCUCCUCCGAGACAGCUGAAUCGGACGAAAAUGCUUUUGCCUACUCGGAGAUGAAAGAGAAAUUGAGACACCGACCGGAUAUCUUCGAGGCACUUCUCCCAAGGAACUUCAGUGUCAAUUGUCGCCGUCCUACCCCGGGUAAUGGCUAUCUGGAAGCUCUAGCAGGCGAGAAGACAACAGUUCUCCCUGGGAGUAUUCAAUCGGUAACAUCUUCGGGAGUGGUCGAUACCGCGGGAGUAGAACAUAAGGUCGAUGUGAUCCUCUGUGCUACUGGAUUUGACACAUCGUUCAGACCUCGAAUCCCCAUUAUAGGCCUCGACCCGAAGACGACCCUAGCCGAGAAGUGGGCCGAAUUUCCUGCUAGCUAUCUUGGGGCGUCGGCAGACGGAUUUCCUAACUACUUCACUUACGGAGGACCCUUUACUGCAGUGGCCAUAUUCGCCGCCUCACUCCGCGAGCCUCAGCGGUGCACGACUUCGUUCGGCACUUGGUACAAGAUGGGAACGAAGGACCUGCGAAAGCUCGUCAUGUGGCCCGGCUCCCAACUGUCGUACUUUGAAAUGAUUCAGCAGCCGUUCUUGCAGGACUACGAGAUCGAGUAUUUGAGUGGGAACAGGUUCGGCUUCAUGGGCAACGGGUUCUGUGGCUUUGAAUUUACUGGUACAAAGGACAUGACGUGGAACUUAGACCGUUUCUCUGGUCGUGAUGACUUGAGAGCUGGAGUGCCGCGGAAAGACCCGCACGAGUUCAAGGACCUAGCCGACGGUCGCGUGCCAUGA
Molecule: messenger RNA, 1149 nt
Organism: Fonsecaea multimorphosa CBS 102226
Lineage: Eukaryota; Fungi; Ascomycota; Eurotiomycetes; Chaetothyriales; Herpotrichiellaceae
Exons: 6
Coding region: 1-1149 (382 amino acids)
Molecular function (GO): NADP binding; N,N-dimethylaniline monooxygenase activity; flavin adenine dinucleotide binding
Source: RefSeq, a predicted model, not a curated record